Messenger RNA from Vanrija pseudolonga, 1322 nucleotides. It is a transcript of the gene CSN12, whose product is annotated as Protein CSN12. NCBI's taxonomy places the organism in Eukaryota, Fungi, Basidiomycota, Tremellomycetes, Trichosporonales, Trichosporonaceae. Gene Ontology annotation, biological process: transcription elongation by RNA polymerase II; post-transcriptional tethering of RNA polymerase II gene DNA at nuclear periphery; poly(A)+ mRNA export from nucleus. Gene Ontology annotation, molecular function: RNA binding; double-stranded DNA binding. The record is from RefSeq and is a predicted model, not a curated record. Gene Ontology annotation, cellular component: transcription export complex 2. The transcript has 6 exons. Bases 63 to 1271 code for a protein of 402 amino acids.
CACACAAGCAUAGUAUCAACCAUCUCGCGCUCGCUGCUCGACGUUGCCCACUCGACAACGCCAUGAAGCUGCACCAGUUCAUCCAGGCGUUCGCCGAGCCGCUGCGAAACGAGGACGCGACGCCGCUCCUCCGCCUCCUCGACAGCCGGAACCGCACCGCGCGCGGCCUGUCCCAAACUGUCGGCCCGAUCGAUGACAAGCGCCUCCAGAACCCGGGCCACACGCUCCCCGAGCCAUGGGACGGUAUCGCCGUGCGCCACUGCGCCGCCGUGCACGCGCUCUACAACAACGACUAUGCUUCGGCAUAUUCACACCAGCACCAACUGGUCAUUCUCUUCUUCCGGUGGUUCCAGGAGCAGCCGGCAUGGGCCCUCCCCGUGCUCUAUCUUGUUCUCCGGGACCUGCGCGAGCUCGCCGAGCAGGCGGACGCCGCGACCUUUAGCACCGGCGGCAUGCCCAGCCUCGAGGAGUGCACCCGCACCGUCUCCAAGGCGUUCAGCAUAUGCGCGACCGACCGCACCUUCAAGGGCGCGCAGAGCCGUCGUAAUGGCGUGUACCAUGUCGCGUGUCUCAGUAUAAAGUGUUACUUCAAGGUUGGCAAGCCGAACCUUUGCAAGAACAUUGUCCGCGCCGUCGUCAGCGAUCCCAAGACACCACCGGUCGACGAAGCCCCGCUCACAGACCAGGUCACAUGGCACUACUACAUGGGCAUGUUGGCGUUCCUCAACGGCGAGGACAAGAAGGCGACAGACGAGCUCACCUGGGCACUGCUACACUGCCCCGCCGACGCCGUCCGUAACCAGGAGCUCAUCCUCACAUACUUGAUCCCCCUGCAUCUCCUUCGAGGCUCCUUCCCCCGGCCCAAGCUGCUCGAAGCCCACCCCCGCCUCGCCGAGACGUACGCUCCGUUUGUCAAGGCGACCAGGAACGGCGAUAUCGCCGACUACGACGAGCAUCUCGAGGCGGCUCAGACGCGUCUGGUCGGCUUGAAUACCUACUUGGCUGUCGAGCGUGCGCGCGAGGGAUGCCUGCGCGUUCUGUUCAAGAAGGCGUGGAUUGCGAGCGACAAGAGCUCGCGGGUGCCCAUCUCGACGUUCCAAACAGCACUCAGGUUGCAUGGCGUCAAUGUCGACAGCGAUGAGGUCGAGUGCAUGGUCGCAAACAUGAUCUACCGCGGCUUCAUCAAGGGGUACAUCUCACAUGAGAAGCAGAUGGUCGUCUUGGCAAGCAAGACGCCGCCAUUCCCGGCGCUCGCAUCAAUGGUCCGGUAGUCUGACAUCCGCUGUAUUUCGUAGUCGCAUUUGCAUUGUCAUCACAUACUA